GAUUAUGCCUCAACAGAUGAGGAUGCCUCAACAGAGGAUGCCUCCAGAUAUGAUGAUGCCUCAAAAUAUGAUUAUGCCUCAACAGAUGAGGAUGCCUCAACAGACGAUGAAGUCUCAACGGAUGAUGUAUCCAAACUCACAAUCUCAAUCCACAACCCCCAAAAGUUCUAUUUCUGCCAAAUCUACAAAUAAGAAACGGGGCCAGGAUUGGUGUGGCCUUUGUGGUAAAUUUUUUUUCCACCUAUGGAGACAUUUUACUAACAAACAUCAAACCGAGCCAUAUGUCAUCUCACUGAUAAAGCUGCAAGCGUUAAACAUAGAAGAAUUUGACAGACAAUGGGCAACAUUAAAAUCAGAAAUGCUUAAGAAAAGUGGACUUGUAGAUGCUCAGACAAUCAUAUGUGAUUGCGGCAGGAGGUGCAAACGCUCUACCAUCGCACAGCAUAUUCGUUUGUAUUGCCCUAAGAACAAGGACAUAGUAAAUCGAAGAAAGAAAGUAAAAGAACUGAGAUCAAAAGCGUCUUCCGAUGACUGGCACCCUAAAUUGUUUAAGGAGCUGUCUCUGAGCAUGAAAAAAGAUGAGGUCUAUCAUAUUGGAGCUAAAGAUGUUAUUCUUGUUGGGUAUAUAACAAAUGCAUUGGAAAACCGGACUGAUCAAGAUGACUAUGGUACCAUCAAAACUAGAUUUAGGAUGAUCUCAAAGAUAAUUGCCGCGGUGUCGGAAGCUGCAGGGAAAGAACUUAGUAUGUUGGAAGUCCUUAAUGUCAAAAAGUACUGGAAGAUUAUGACGGAUCUUGGAACUGGUAAAUUGAAAACUGACUUCUUCAACUUCAAAGCAGUCUCAUUAGAGUUUCCGAAAGCCUUGGGAAUUAUGGCAGCACAGGCUUUAAAGCAUUUACGGGAAACCGGCAGUGAUCCAAAGCUGAUAGAAGAUGUAAAAGAGUUCCAGCUCCACAGGAAUGAGUACUGGAACCAGGAUGUGGGGAAGAAAUUAUCAGUGGAGAAGAAGAUAUUGAAAUUUAAUAAAGCACUAGUGAUGCCUACCAAAUCUCUUGUUGAAAGUUCUGAUUCUCUGGAGGAGCAGAGUACAUCCAGAUCCAAGAAGCAGAAGAUGACAAAGCCUAAAGAGAAUCUUUUUACACCUAAGAGAGAAAGAAUGGAAUCUUUAAUGACUGGAAAAGUAAUAAUCUCUCCAUAUGAACAUUCGAGAAGGAGACUUAAGGAGGACUACAAAGAGCUUUUAAAAUUCGCAUUUAAAAAGGAAUUUGAUGCCAUUCCUCCCAGAAGGCCGAAGAUGGAUGAUGCCAGGAAGGUAAUGGAGAGGGCAGGAUUACCCUGGGACACUUUACUACAUAACAAAGUUGAAAACUUCCUGAAUGCAGAGAAGGAGAGAAGAACAAAUAUAUUGGCGUGUAAAACUGACCUUCUGAAAAACCCAAAAGUAUUUAUUUCAUCAACAUUGUUUUUCAAUAUUUUUAUUUAUCUAAUCCCUGGCCUUUAUAUUAUGAUACCACGUCGAGUUACAGUCUCCUACAUCUGUCCUUACAUUUUCAGAUCUCUUAUCCCUGUCCUGAUAGUAUCUUCUCGUCGUCUUUUUACUCCACUAUCCCUGUCCUUACAUUCUGGAAUCUCUUUCCUUAUAUUAACUCAAAACUAUCCUUAUAUUAUCUUAUCCCUAUUCUUACAUUCUCAAAUUUUAUUGUUAUUUUAUGUUAUCACUGUCUGUGUCUUACAUUCUCAUAUCUUGUUCUUACAUUCACUUAUAUACGACCUUAUAUUAUCAAAUCAAUGUCCUUACAUUCUGAUUUCCUCGCCCUUACAUUUUUUAUCCACAUUUUUAUAAUAUUUCAUCCAUGUCCUUAUCUCAUUUUGGCUUCCCCGUCAUUACAUUAUCAUAUUCAGGUCAUGUUAGUAUCUUAUCUUUUUCCAUACAUUCUCUAAUUUUAUCCUUGUAUUAUCUUAACACUCUUUUUAUCCAUUAUUCCUGUCCUUUCAUUUACUUAUAUCCGACCAUAUAUUUUCUUAUACCCGUCCUUACACUCUCACAUCCCUAUCCUUACAUUCUCUUAUCCCCGUACUUAUACUCUCAUCGCUACAUUCUCAUUUCCCUGUCUUUAAUUAUCAUAUUUCCGUCCUUACAAUUCACUCAGACAUUUUGUCAUCCGGUUUAAUAUAUUGUUUUUUGACUUUGUUGAUGAAAUAAAUUCUCUUGCUUUAUAGAUUCUAAAUUAGUAUGAUUACACAGAUAUUAUAGAUUUUAAAUUUUAUUUUACUACGCAGAAUGGUUGACAUAGUUUUUGACAUUAAUUUUUGACAUCUGUUUUUUUGGGACAUUGAAGUACUAUACAAAAUAACCUUAAUGACUGUUACCUAGAAAUAUCAAUUGUGUAAAGUAUUUUUUUAACCAAAAUGUACAAACUAAUUAGAACUGUAAAUAUUGAACAUUGUCAUUUUAAAAAUUCAUAUUUGUAAACUUAUUAUGUAAACCGUUGUACCAGAAUUAUCUAAAUAUAACUCAUUUAAAAACCACAUAAAGAUUUAAAUUAUUGGAAUAUUAUUUUUCAACUCUAAAAAUGUCUUUGAUUUACUAAAUGCAAGAAGAAAACUGCAGGGUGGCCAA
This is a messenger RNA of Eurytemora carolleeae, 2620 nucleotides long. RefSeq lists its product as uncharacterized. Bases 5 to 1843 code for a protein of 612 amino acids. NCBI's taxonomy places the organism in Eukaryota, Metazoa, Arthropoda, Copepoda, Calanoida, Temoridae. The record is from RefSeq and is a predicted model, not a curated record. The transcript is spliced from 8 exons.